Messenger RNA from Pseudonaja textilis, 1474 nucleotides. It is a transcript of the gene STC1, whose product is annotated as stanniocalcin 1. Lineage: Eukaryota; Metazoa; Chordata; Lepidosauria; Squamata; Elapidae. Gene Ontology annotation, biological process: intracellular calcium ion homeostasis. Gene Ontology annotation, molecular function: hormone activity. Gene Ontology annotation, cellular component: extracellular region. The record is from RefSeq and is a predicted model, not a curated record.
AGGGGCUCUCUUGGUUGAGCUGAUUCGGCGAGUCUUUCUCUCCUCCUUCUCUCCUUCCUCUCUUUUUCUCCAACAGCCAGAUCCGUGUCUUUGCUCAAGCCAAAGAAGUGGGCAGAGAGAGAGAGAGAGAGAGAAAGAAGCAGAGAAAGAGAGAGAGAGAGUCGAGCGAGCACGCCGCGCGAACUUGGCGGAAACUUAAGAGAAUGCGCCAAAAGCCCACGCUUCUGCUGCUGCUGCUGGCGGUUGCUGCUGCUUCUGCUUCUGCAUCCUAUGAAGUCGAGCAGAAUGACUCCUCCGUCAGCCCCAGGAAGGUCAGGCUCGCAGCCCAAAACUCAGUGGAUGUGGUUCGAUGUCUAAAUAGUGCCCUCCAAGUAGGAUGUGGGGCUUUUGCCUGUCUGGAAAACUCUUCGUGUGACACAGGUGGCAUGUAUGACAUCUGCAAAUCUUUCCUCUACAGCGCUGCUAAAUUUGACACUCAGGGGAAGGCCUUUGUAAAGGAGAGUCUGAAAUGCAUUGCCAACGGUGUCACAUCCAAGGUGUUCCUGGCCAUUCGCCGAUGUUCCACAUUCCAGCGUAUGAUUUCUGAAGUGCAGGAAGAAUGUUAUAGCAAGCUGGACAUCUGUGGUGUUGCAAAAAGGAAUCCAGAAGCCAUCACAGAAGUGGUCCAACUCCCAAACCAAUUCUCAAACAGGUAUUACAGCAAACUUAUGAGAAGUUUGUUGGAAUGUGGGGAAGAAAUUGUCGGGACCAUUAAAGACAGUUUGAUGGCCAAAAUUGGACCAAACAUGGCCAGCCUGUUCCAUCUCCUGCAGACCGAUCGCUGCGCCCAGAUUCAUCCGAGAGCAGACUUCAAUCGGAGACGCAUCUCGGAGCCUCAAAAGUUAAAAAUCUAUUUGAGGAAUCUCCAGGGGGAGGGACCUUCACCAGCCUACGCGAAGCGUGAUUCUUCAGAAAGCGUGUAAUGUGCCAUUGAAUGAGUAGAGAAUCCCAGUUGUACCAAACUAAGAAAUUGCUCUUUUUUUUUUCUUUUGCAUUCACAAUACACCAGAAAUGUACUGUAACUGACUUCUAAGGACAUUUAGCCAAUCUAUACAAACAAACAAACAAACAAAAAGGACAUGGCAUAGUUUUCCUGGGACUGUACGACUUAAAGCUUGAGGUGGGGAAAACUGCCUAUUUAAAGCUUAAUAUUGCAAAUGUAGUCAUGCAUAAAUAGUUCUUUCAACAGUGUAAAAUAUUUUAUGAGGACCUCCUUUAAUUGGGAAAGAAUAGUUGACAUCUACUUCUUCUCCUCUACCAUUAAUCAUAAUAUAUUCUGAAGUGGUACAGUCACAAGCAAUUGGUUUUCCAUGUUUCUAUGGAAGUAUAGAUUGGUCCCUGGUCAUUGGCUAUAGAGUUUUUAUUUCUCAUCCCCUGGUCCUGCCUCACCCUUCAAACAAAGUGUAUGAAAAUAGAAUUCUGGUUAGGACUGUAU